Messenger RNA from Sorex araneus (European shrew), 7731 nucleotides. It is a transcript of the gene CHD2, whose product is annotated as chromodomain helicase DNA binding protein 2. Gene Ontology annotation, cellular component: nucleus; chromatin. The transcript is spliced from 39 exons. The record is from RefSeq and is a predicted model, not a curated record. Bases 604 to 6084 code for a protein of 1826 amino acids. Lineage: Eukaryota; Metazoa; Chordata; Mammalia; Eulipotyphla; Soricidae. Gene Ontology annotation, biological process: regulation of transcription by RNA polymerase II; nucleosome organization. Gene Ontology annotation, molecular function: chromatin binding; ATP-dependent chromatin remodeler activity; DNA binding.
GUCAAUCAAAGGCAGAGCUCAGAGCUGGGAAGGAGGCUCUAGAUGGCGGCGGUGCCUUAGAGAGCGCGCGCUCAGCUGCCUGCCUUCCCCUCACUUUACGCAACUUUCCCUAACUUUCAGGCUGCCUCAGGGGGCCCCCGCAGCCCCCUGCCUCUCCUAGCGACUUCCUGGGGUCGAUUUGAGCCUUUUUUUGGGGAGAAAAGCAGCUUUUAGGAGCUUGCUUUGCGAGCCUUGUUGGAAAGCAGCAGCCGUGCUGAGAGCCCAGGUCGUUGUUUUUUCCCAGCUUAGAAGCCAUGGCGCACCUCCAUUUUUGUACGCUCUCCUAAUGAGGUUUUUUUUUAUCUUCCGGACCCGUUUUAGUAUUAAUUGUUGCUUUGUUUUUUUGGCCGCUGGACACACUUGAGUCUUUUUAUUUAUUUUUGGGUUUUUUUUUUGUUUUUAACGGAGAAAUUUGUUUUUAUUUUUGAUCGUUUGGGAUCUAUUUUUUUCUUGCUAGCUAGGACUCUGGCUUUGGACCUACUACAUGGAUCAGUAAAUACCUGGGCACAGGACUUCAAAGCAAACACAGAUUCCCCCUUCCCCUUAAUAUUUAAGAAUUAAAAGAUGAUGAGAAAUAAGGACAAAAGCCAAGAGGAGGACAGUUCGCUCCACAGCAAUGCUUCGAGUCACUCAGCCUCUGAAGAAGCUUCGGGUUCAGACUCCGGCAGCCCGUCGGAAAGUGAGCAGGGCAGCGAUGCAGCAAGCGGCCAUGGCAGUGACUCGAACAGCAGCACUGAGUCCUCUGAGAGUCCGUCUGAGUCAGAGAGUGAGUCGGCAGGGUCCAAGUCUCAGCCGGCCCUACCGGAAGCCAAAGAGAAGCCAGCAUCUAAGAAGGAGCGGAUAGCUGAUGUGAAGAAGAUGUGGGAAGAGUAUCCUGAUGUUUAUGGGGUCCGGCGGUCCAACCGAAGUAGACAAGAACCAUCUCGAUUUAAUAUUAAGGAGGAGGCAAGUAGCGGGUCUGAGAGCGGGAGCCCCAAACGAAGAGGCCAGAGGCAGCCCAAGAAACAAGAGAAGUGGAAACGGGAUCUCUCGGAAGAUGAGCAGGAGCAAGGCACCAGUGCUGAGAGUGAACCGGAGCAAAAAAAAGUGAAGGCCCGAAGACCUGUCCCCAGAAGGACAGUGCCCAAAUCUCGGGUUAAAAAACCGACGAAGACGCAGCGUGGGAAGAAAAAAAAACAAGAGUCUUCUGAUGAGGAUGAUGAUGAUGACGAAGCUCCAAAGCGGCAGACUCGUCGAAGAGCAGCUAAGAACGUCAGUUACAAAGAAGAUGAUGACUUUGAGACUGACUCCGAUGAUCUCAUUGAAAUGACCGGAGAAGGGGUGGAUGAGCAGCCGGAUAACAGUGAGACCAUCGAGAAGGUCUUAGACUGCAGGCUAGGGAAGAAAGGAGCCACUGGCGCGCCGACCACUGUGUACGAGAUGGAAGCUAAUGGCGACCCCAGUGGCGACUUUGACACCGACAAGGAGGAAGGCGAAGUGCACUACCUCAUCAAGUGGAAGGGUUGGUCUUAUAUCCAUAGCACAUGGGAGAGUGAAGAAUCCUUACUGCAACAGAAAGUGAAGGGCCUAAAAAAGCUAGAGAACUUCAAGAAGAAAGAGGAUGAAAUCAAGCAAUGGUUAGGGAAAGUAUCACCUGAAGAUGUGGAGUAUUUUAAUUGCCAACAAGAGCUGGCCUCUGAGCUUAACAAACAGUAUCAGAUCGUAGAAAGAGUCAUCGCGGUGAAGACGAGUAAGUCGGCACUGGGUCAGACUGAUUUUCCAGCUCACAGCCGGAAGCCGCCGGCAACCUCCAACGAGCCUGAGUAUCUAUGCAAAUGGAUGGGCUUGCCCUACUCCGAGUGCAGCUGGGAAGAUGAAGCCCUGAUUGGCAAGAAAUUCCAGAGUUGCAUCGACAGUUUCCACAGUCGGAACAAUUCAAAGACCAUCCCCACGAGAGAGUGCAAGGCCUUAAAGCAGAGACCACGGUUCGUGGCUUUAAAGAAACAGCCAGCUUAUUUGGGUGGGGAUAACCUGGAGCUCCGAGAUUAUCAGCUGGAGGGUCUCAACUGGCUCGCUCACUCUUGGUGCAAAAGUAACAGUGUAAUCCUUGCUGAUGAAAUGGGCCUGGGCAAGACCAUCCAGACCAUCUCCUUCCUGUCCUACCUGUUCCACCAGCACCAGCUGUACGGCCCCUUUCUCAUAGUCGUCCCUUUAUCCACCCUCACCUCCUGGCAGAGGGAGUUUGAAAUCUGGGCACCAGAGAUUAACGUAGUGGUUUACAUAGGUGACCUGAUGAGCAGAAAUACGAUACGGGAAUAUGAGUGGAUUCAUUCCCAGACCAAGAGACUGAAGUUCAAUGCCCUGAUAACAACCUAUGAGAUUCUCCUGAAAGAUAAGACUGUGCUGGGCAGUAUUAACUGGGCCUUUCUGGGAGUGGACGAAGCCCAUCGGUUGAAGAACGAUGACUCUUUGUUGUAUAAAACUCUGAUUGAUUUCAAGUCCAACCAUAGGCUCCUGAUCACGGGGACCCCUCUGCAGAAUUCCCUCAAGGAGCUCUGGUCCCUGCUGCACUUUAUCAUGCCGGAGAAGUUUGAGUUUUGGGAAGACUUUGAAGAAGAUCAUGGGAAAGGGAGAGAAAACGGCUACCAGAGUCUCCAUAAGGUGCUAGAGCCUUUCCUCCUGCGACGAGUCAAGAAAGACGUGGAGAAGUCUCUGCCCGCCAAAGUGGAGCAGAUUCUGCGGGUGGAGAUGUCGGCACUGCAGAAGCAGUAUUACAAGUGGAUCCUGACCCGGAACUACAAGGCUCUUGCCAAAGGGACUCGAGGCAGCACGUCUGGGUUCUUGAACAUCGUAAUGGAGCUGAAGAAGUGCUGUAACCACUGCUACCUGAUCAGGGCCCCCGAGGAGAGCGAGCGGGAGAAUGGGCCUGAGGCACUCUCGUCCCUGAUCAGGAGCAGCGGGAAGCUCAUCCUGCUGGAUAAGCUGCUGACGAGACUCCGGGAAAGGGGGAACAGAGUUCUGAUCUUCUCCCAGAUGGUUAGAAUGUUGGACAUCCUGGCCGAGUACCUGGCUAUCAAACACUAUCCUUUCCAGCGCCUGGACGGUUCUAUCAAGGGCGAGAUUCGGAAACAGGCCCUGGACCACUUCAAUGCUGACGGGUCUGAGGAUUUCUGCUUCCUGCUUUCAACGAGAGCCGGUGGCCUGGGAAUCAACUUGGCCUCAGCAGACACAGUGGUCAUCUUUGACUCGGACUGGAACCCGCAGAAUGACCUGCAGGCACAGGCCCGUGCCCAUAGGAUUGGCCAGAAGAAGCAGGUCAACAUUUACCGCCUGGUCACAAAGGGGACUGUGGAGGAGGAGAUCAUCGAGAGGGCCAAGAAGAAGAUGGUGCUGGACCACCUGGUGAUCCAGCGCAUGGACACCACUGGCCGGACAGUCCUGGAAAACAACUCGGGAAGGUCUAACUCAAAUCCCUUCAACAAAGAAGAGCUGACGGCUAUUCUGAAAUUUGGGGCAGAGGAUCUUUUCAAGGAAAUCGAAGGCGAGGAGUCGGAGCCUCAGGAAAUGGAUAUAGAUGAAAUCCUGCGCUUGGCUGAAACCAGAGAGAACGAAGUGUCCACCAGUGCCACAGACGAGCUUCUGUCACAGUUCAAGGUUGCCAACUUUGCUACGAUGGAAGACGAGGAGGAGCUGGAAGAGCGCCCUCACAAGGACUGGGACGAGAUCAUUCCCGAGGAACAGAGGAAAAAGGUGGAGGAGGAGGAACGGCAGAAGGAGCUGGAGGAAAUCUAUAUGCUGCCUCGGAUUCGCAGUUCCACCAAGAAGGCACACACGAACGACAGCGACUCUGACACGGAGUCCAAGAGGCAGACCCAGCGGUCCUCGGCCUCAGAGAGCGAGACCGACGACUCGGACGACGACAAGAAGCCGAAGCGCCGGGGCCGCCCUCGCAGUGUGCGCAAGGACCUGGUCGAGGGCUUCACGGAUGCCGAGAUCCGAAGGUUCAUCAAGGCGUACAAGAAGUUUGGCCUCCCUCUGGAACGGCUGGAGUGCAUUGCCCGCGACGCCGAACUGGUGGAUAAGUCUGUGGCCGACCUGAAGCGCCUGGGGGAGCUGGUCCACAACAGCUGUGUGUCGGCCAUGCAGGAGUACGAGGAGCAGCUGAAGGAGAACGCCAGCGAGGGGAAAGGGCCAGGCAAAAAGAGAGGCCCCACGAUCAAGAUAUCUGGGGUCCAGGUCAACGUGAAGUCCAUCAUCCAGCACGAGGAAGAGUUCGAGAUGCUGCAUAAAUCGAUCCCUGUGGACCCAGAAGAGAAGAAAAAGUACUGCCUGAGCUGUCGCGUGAAAGCUGCCCACUUUGACGUGGACUGGGGUGUGGAGGACGACUCCCGCCUGCUGCUGGGCAUCUACGAACACGGUUACGGCAACUGGGAGCUGAUCAAGACUGACCCCGAGCUCGGGCUGGCUGACAAAAUCCUGCCAGUGGAGACAGAUAAGAAGCCGCAGGGCAAGCAGCUGCAGGCGCGCGCCGAUUACCUGCUGAAACUCCUGCGCAAGGGCCUGGAGAAGCCAAGCGCCGGGCCAGGUGGCGACGAGGCCCAGUCCAAGAAGCGGAAACCCCGGGUGAAGAAGGAGAACAAGGCCCCCCGGCUGAAAGACGAGCACGGCGCCGAGCUGUCGUCCCCGAGACACUCCGACAACCCCUCCGAAGAGGGGGAGGUGAAGGAUGAUGGCUUAGAAAAAAGUCCGAUGAAAAAGAAACAGAAGAAGAAGGAGAACAAGGAAAACAAAGAGAAGCAGAUGGGGUCCAGGAAGGACAAGGACGGGGACAAGGACAGGAGGAAGUCAAAAGAGAAGAAAGAGAAGCCGAAAGGGGACACCAAGUCUGCUGGCCGAUCCAAGCGCACACAGGGUCCUGUCCACAUCACGGCCGGGAGCGAGCCCGUGCCCAUUGGGGAGGACGAGGACGAUGACCUGGACCAGGAGACUUUCAGCAUCUGUAAGGAGCGGAUGCGGCCCGUGAAGAAGUCCCUGAAGCAGCUGGACAAGCCGGACAAGGGGCUGAGUGUGCAGGAGCAGCUGGAGCACACGCGCAGCUGUCUGCUGAGGAUCGGAGACCGCAUCGCCGAAUGCCUCCGUGCCUACUCGGACCAGGAGCACGUGAAGCUCUGGCGGAGGAACCUGUGGAUAUUUGUUUCCAAGUUCACAGAGUUUGAUGCUCGGAAAUUGCACAAGUUGUACAAGAUGGCGCAUAAGAAACGAUCCCAGGAGGAGGAGGAGCAGAAGAAGAAGGAGGACAUGAUGGGCGGGAAGAAACCCUUCCGACCCGAGGCCUCGGGUUCCAGCCGCGACUCCCUGACGUCCCAGUCCCACGCCCCGCACACUCUGCACCCCCAGAAGCCUCACUUGCCUGCCCCCCACGGCCCCCCGAUGCACGGACACCCACGAGAUAACUACAACCACCCCAGCAAGAGGCAUUUCAGCAAUGCUGACCGAGGCGACUGGCAGAGGGAGAGGAAGUUCGGCUAUGGUGGCGGGAACCCGGCAUGGGGGGGUGAGCGGCACCGCCCAUACGAGCAGCACUGGUACAAGGAGCACCACUACGGGGAGCACCGGCACAGCGACACCCACCGCUCUGGGGGCUACCGGCCCAACAGCCUGUCCCGCAAGCGGCCCUAUGACCAGUACAGCAGCGACCGUGACCACCGGGGUCACAGAGACUACUACGACAGACACCAUCACGACUCCAAACGGCGGAGAUCGGACGAGUUCAGGCCCCAGAAUUACCACCAGCAGGAUUUCCGGCGAAUGUCUGACCACCGGCCCCCGAUGGGCUACCAUGGCCAGGGCCCCUCGGACCAUUACCGCCCCUUCCGCACGGACAAGCUGGAGGACUAUAAGCAGCCCCUGCCCCCGCUGCAUGCCGCCGUCUCCGACCCCCGCUCACCCCCCGCGCAGAAGUCCCCCCACGACUCCAAGUCGCCCCUGGACCACAGGCCUCCCUCAGAGCGGUCCCUAGAACAGAAAAACAACCCGGAUUAUAACUGGAAUGUUCGGAAAACAUAAAGGACGACCGGGAGGGUGGGGCGAGGGGGAGCCCGCCAGCGCGGGGAGAGUUUGGGUCUCAUCCGACAGGACCGGGCGUCGGGCUGAGGCCGCUGGACGUGCUGCAGCGGCGCUGGCCACUGCCCCCGGUGUGGGGUCCCUGCACCCCCACCUCACUGCAGAGAGGACUGUGUGUGCCCCCGAGCAGGGGGAGCAGAGGCGGAGCCCCUGGGGAGGUCGGGGAAGGAGAGGGUGCAGGAAGCCGCUGGCCUGGUCACUGUGACGUGGAGGAGCUCGGGAGCCCCCACAUCCCGGGACCCCUGUGGCGGGGAGGGAGGGUGAGGGCGAGCCCUUGGCUGUCCGCCAGCACUGAAGGUGGUGGAGGGCGGGGAAGGAGGUGUGUGUGCCGCUCUAGCCCUGGGCCAGCGCGGGUCUCCGGCUGCACGGUGGGUGCUGGCUCUUGGAGCAGGGUCCCUGGUGGAUUACUGAGCUGAGGGUGCUGCUGUGGGGUAAGGCCUGGGGAGGGGAGGGUCUCAGGCCUUUCCUGUGGGGCUUCAGGGCGGCUGGCGCAGGGCCUGGCGGGCACGGACUGCUUGCCGGGACAGUGCUGGACCCCACGUGUUUGAGUCACAUUGAGUCUACAGGCCACUCUCUCUCCCCGGAAUGGGGGGCGGUCCUGGAUGGGAGAGGCUGUGGACUGGGUGUUCCCCCUUGCCUCGGGGCCCCUUCCCUCCCCGAGUAGCGUGUCCAGUAUUGCAAACAGGUUUUGGGACUUACCCCCCAGAGGCCAGGCCCAGUAGUGUGGGGUUAAGCUCCCUGAAUGCACACCCCUCACCCCCACCCCCACCCCCCAGCGCGUCUCUCCGUGUUCAUGCAGUAUUGGGGCUGCAACCAGGCCCGAGUCUGGGUCUCGGCUCUGCAGAGAGCUGCAACCCCCCCAUGUCACUGACCUCGGGACCACCCUCAGGGUCGAGGGAUGGGGAUGCGUCUGCUGUGGACGUCAGCCCUUCCCCUUGGGGCCAGAGGAGGGUGAGGGUGAGGUUGGGGGGCGGGGUUGGCGGUGGGCUCCGGGGCAGGUGCAAGAGGGGUGCCCAGGGUCUACUCUGCCCCGGGACGUCCUAGGUGCCCGCGUGUCAUGUGACGGAGCGGGAGGCAGUAUGGCCACAUCAGUGUUGCGUGGUUCCAGAGUGGGGGGCCGGCCCGCCGCCCCUUCAAGGUGGCCUCAUGGGAGGACGUGGGGGUUGGGUUGGCAUCACGGGCAUGCUGGACGCUGCCCCGGGCCGGCCUAGAUUAGGCCUCUUCCAGUCAUUCCAAAGCCCUGGCACGAGAGACCUGUUGGGCCGGUGCUCUGGCCUUGCCACCAACCCACACCUGACACUGAACCCAACAGACCAAAAUCCAGUCACAGCAGGCACAGCCCGGGCAGGGCAGCGUGCGUUUGCGUGCGUGCGUGCGGGCUGGACCCAGGUCUGGCCUGGCUCUGGCUGCUUCGGACCAUCUGCACCCUGGCCCGGGACAGAUGGUUUUCUUUCUUGUAAAAUUGUGGACUUUUCAGACCUGUUGACUAAACAGUCAUUAAUUUAUAUUUGUGAAAAAAAAUGCCACUGUCCUAGUGAUUUCUGAUGUAAAUAAUGUUGUUUAUAUAGUAUGUAUUAAAUUUUCCUACAU